Molecule: messenger RNA, 3167 nt
Organism: Cloeon dipterum
Lineage: Eukaryota; Metazoa; Arthropoda; Insecta; Ephemeroptera; Baetidae
Product: zinc finger protein 91-like
Exons: 3
Coding region: 654-2261 (535 amino acids)
Biological process (GO): regulation of transcription by RNA polymerase II
Cellular component (GO): nucleus
Molecular function (GO): RNA polymerase II cis-regulatory region sequence-specific DNA binding; DNA-binding transcription activator activity, RNA polymerase II-specific
Source: RefSeq, a predicted model, not a curated record
ACGCUGGUUUAAGAGAUUUAACGUUUCCAUGUUAAUGUUAACCCAAACAAUUCAAUGGAUUAAAAAAUUUUAAUGAAUUUAAAACGUAUAUGUCCCAUUUAUAUUUGCCAAAUUUACCGUUUGACAGAUUUAGAUGUACCAAGUUCCUCCUGGCCUUUUUUUGGCCCUAAUGUGAAUGAGGAAUAGCAAAUCAGAUUUUAUAUUUAAAAACAAUGAAUACGCCAAACAGCGUUCGGCAACCAAAAACUGCUGAACGCUGAUUGGUUGGCUCGAAAACUCGGGAGAGUUUAGACAAGGAGGUAAUAACACAUCUCCAAAAUUUUACGGAUUAGCAUCCAAGUAGAAAUCUAAAGCAUUUUAAUUGUAAUUCCAUAAAUAAAUUAAAGUAGUUUGAAAUUAACAAGUACGUAGGAAAACAGAAAAAGGAGCAAUAUGAACUUUGAAAUUUCUUCUCCUUGUCUCACUUGCCAUUGCUAACGGGGGCAGAGUUGUUGACAACAACACAGCUGAUUAUAAUUUCGCAUUUCGCACGUUUCACAAAUAACAGACAUUGCAAAAAGGAAGAUCUGUGUGAAUAUAUUAUUGUUUACGACUGCCAACGUGCAAACCCAUUCUCAGAAACAGAGAGCAUUGAAAAUUAACUGAGUGGCGACAUGGAGAGCCAUUCAAGGAGCAUAAGGAGGCAGAAGAUGCAGCCGAGAGAAGGAAAGAAACCCAUUCAAAAGCCGCUGUGCAGACUGUGCGAGUGUCCGACGUCGGACGGCCACGUCCUCGCGUCGAAGGUGGACAGGUUCAAGCUGAGGAAAUGGGCCAUGGAGGUCAUGAACCUGACGGAAGAAGACGAAAACCUGCCGGAGGUGGUCGAAGAAGACGCUUUGAUCUGCUAUUUUUGCAUCUGGCAGGCAGAGUUUGGGGAUGAGUCUGGAGACGAGGCUGUUGCUUGGUGGCCGAAAAACCUUGAAUUGGAAGAAAACGCCAGGGUGCUGCGGGAGAAUUAUUCAGUUGGAGAAGUAGAACAGUGUUGGGUGCAGUUGGAGGAGAUUGAUCUCGGCAAAUACACGAAGAAAAUAUCUACAAAAUGGACACCCGUCAGCGGAGUGUGUCUUUACUGCGGCAAGAGCUACAACCAUCUGAUGAACCACGUCAAUUAUAUGCACAAAAAGGCCAUCAAAUGCGGAAUUAAGGGCUGCACAACUUACUUUCACACCCAGAAGGAAAAAGAGCAGCACAUGCAGCAGGUUUCACACGAGAAACGGAAAAUUCCAUGUGAAAGCAUAAAAAUUCGUUGCAAAUGUUGUCCAAAUGGAAAGUUGUUUUCCACAGUGGAAUUGUGGAGGCAGCACAUGAGACGCGUGCAUCCAGAACUGGUGGCAUGCACGCAUCAUGGCUGCAAAGUGUACUUCAGAUCCAAGACUAAAAUGAUUGUCCAUAUUAACUCGUGCCACAAGCAAGGCAUAAAUCAAGAUCGUUACCUAUGCAAGCAUUGCGAGUAUUUCACAAACAAAGAUUCUUAUUUGAGACGACACGAAGAGGCCAAGCACAUGCCAAAGAUCUUCAAAUGCGACAGAUGCGACGCAAAAUUCGGCUCAAAAUUGUUAGUGGAAUGGCACUACAAAAAAUUUCACACGUUCGACAAGUGCAAAUCUUGUGGCCAGGACGUUUCUCUCUCAUACAAGGCAGUCCACAGAAGACCAUCGGUUUGCCGCGGAUGCAAACUGAGUUUUGAGUGCUCAGGUUUGUACCAAUCACAUAGGAAGAAAUGCAAACAAACCCUCUUUAGUUGCAAAGAGUGUGGAAAAUCAUUCAACAAGCGUUGGAAGUUGAAUCACCACGUGAAAGAAGUUCACACCAAAUCCGCGAUUUUUCGCUGCGACCAUUGCGACUAUUCUGCAUUUAUUAAGCGGUACAUGCAGUGGCACAUGCAAUGUAAACAUCUUCCAAAGACGAUUAAGUGUGAAGAGUGCAAGAAACUAUGUUCCACGAAAUCGACACUCAGGGUUCACAAGUCCAGGUCGCACUCAUUCAUUCGCUGCGCUGAGUGUGCUCGGGAGAUGCGCCAUCAAAACAUGUCGAAACAUCAGAUUGCCAAGACUUGCCGCCGCUGCGAGAGCAAGUUCAAGUGCCGCGGACUUCUUGCAAAUCAUACUAAGAGUUGUGUGCCUUUAAAUAGUAAUUAUUUCUGUUGUGACAAGUGCCCGAGAUCAUACGGGAAAAAGAUAUGUUUGUAUGCUCAUAUUGUCAAGAAGCACAUUGAUCGAUAAAUAAAAUGAAUAACGGCAUUUGCGAUUGGGGAAAAAUUCGACAAUCCCCACGCGGUAAAUCAAUGUGCGUGGAACCGCGGAACGGUGUGUCGAACGGUCAAAAUGUAAACAAGCCCAUUGGCGAUUUUUAAAAAUAAAAACGAAUAUCUUCUAGGGCGGCAGCUAAAAAUAAUCUUAAUUGGAUGCAGAAUUUUACGGCGAUUCUAACGAACCUUGCAUUUUUACCCUACGGCCCAUACGAACAGAGUUAAUAAUUUUUAAUGCAAAAUAAUUAAACGAGAAUUUUGUUGUUUCAAAUUUUGGUAUCCAGGGCCAAAUGGCGCUGAUUUUGAUAUCAAUCGAAGCUUCUUCCAUCUAUGUGCAGUUUUUUAAAAGUAGACCAUUUUUCGAUUUUUCAAGAAUUUCUUUUUUCAGACGGAUUUUCGAAAAAGAAAAUAUUCAUGAUUAUGUGCUUCUUGAUAUAUCGACGCGAAAUUCAUCUAGGAUCAUUUAGAGACUAAAUACGAGCCGACCUAAUUAAUAUUUUUGGAUUAAAUGGAUUUUAAAUUUUGAAAAACGAGACUCGUAUAAUUUCUCCAAAUCCGCAAUUUUUUUUUUUUUUUUGAACAAUAAAAGGGCUAAUAAUGAAUUCCCACCGGAUCCAACGCCGUAUGUACUCUAUGAACCAAUUUAUAUAUUUUUCAAACCCAUGGAAAAAUUAAAAAUAAUUGUUUCCCAAAUUUUUCCCUCCGCACGAUCGAAUAUAUAUUAAUUUAAAAAUACUACCGUUCUUUCGAUUGGCGAACACGACCCUUCAUCCAACAGGUCUUGGACAGGGCGCUUUUUGACUUGUGGUACGCGCUUAAGACCUUUUUCAGGGUUACCCUCUAUUAUCUACUAGAAAAAUUGAAAGAUUUUUCACUUGAA